This is a messenger RNA of Aspergillus steynii IBT 23096, 2661 nucleotides long. Its product is annotated as CCCH zinc finger and SMR domain protein. Gene Ontology annotation, molecular function: RNA binding; metal ion binding. Gene Ontology annotation, biological process: negative regulation of DNA-templated transcription. Bases 131 to 2344 code for a protein of 737 amino acids. The record is from RefSeq and is a predicted model, not a curated record. Gene Ontology annotation, cellular component: nucleus. NCBI's taxonomy places the organism in Eukaryota, Fungi, Ascomycota, Eurotiomycetes, Eurotiales, Aspergillaceae. The transcript has 3 exons.
UCCUGUCUCCGCUAGCUGUUUUGACGAUCUUAUCACCGACUCCAGCUUUCCCUGGUUACCCCUCAUCCUACGUCCACCGUGUACUUCUCGACCGCCCCGACCACAACAUCCUCCCGACCACCCCGUCAGCAUGGUCCCCGACGAUAUCCUCGACGGCUGUCUCCAGAUUCUCCAAGAUCAGGCUCUCGAUGAAGAAGAUCAGGCCGAGAAGGCCGAGGACUUUCUGCGCGAAAAGACCUCCUUAUCCGGCCCGUCCCUAGAGAAUGCCGUUCUCGACGUCCUCUGGCGCCAUCGAAAUCGCAAUCUCCCCGAUUCCUCCCCCCCUCCCGCUCGUCACACCGUUAUUCGUCGCUCCUCCCCCGCGCCAUGGCAGAUGGCGCGCUCGUCCACCCCGCUGUCCCCUCACUCGAAUCUGGGGACCAGUCCGGGCAGCACCUCCUGGUUCCCCGGUUCGCGAGGGGGCCUUUCGACACGACCUCCGAUGUCCUCCACGGUGUCACCCUUCACGUCACCGCGCCCGUCGCCCCGACUCGCUCUCGCUCAACCUAUCCCGCAUUCCCCCAAUCUGAACGCCUACGAGUUCUCCGAUCAGAGCCAAGUCUCGGAUUUCUACGGAGACUUCGGCAGCGAUAGCAAUAUCGAUUGGCUGGUGGCCGAUGAUGCCAAUAGCACAACAUCGUCGUUGGGAACCGCAAGCUUGAAUGCAAGCCUGAGCGCCACUGCGCCCGAGUUCGUGCCGGACAUGAGCCCUCAUGAUAUCCUGCGCACUGUCCUCGGCGACAAGAGAUCCAACGACGAGAUCGAGGCGGCUCUGGAGGCAAACAGCUACGAUCUCGGGGCCACAAUCGCGUCGCUCUCGCAAGGUACCGACGGGGAUAGCUUGUCCGUUCAUGCGGAUGAUGGCCGCGUGGUGGUUGGAAAGUCGAUGUCCAUGGAACCGCCAAAACCGCCGUCUUCUCCGAACCCCAAUCGCAGUCCGGUGGUCUGUAAAUAUUGGUUGUCGACCGGCCAAUGUCUCCGCGCGGACUGUCGGUUUAGCCAUGACCUGACCAAUCACCUCUGCAAGUACUGGGUGAUGGGCAAUUGUCUGGCUGGCGAUGGCUGCCCGUUUUCCCACGACCCCUCCUCGCUGGUCGCAAAUCUCAGCGUGAGCGACGGCACCCCCCAAACUCUGGGAGUCCCGUUCUACUCGGAAAAUACGCCGGAUGCUUUCCCUCCACUGCAGGGUGCAGCAGGUGGUGACCAAUGGGCGGGCCACUUUGUGGGUAAAUACCCGGCCCAUUUGGGUUUCAUGGGACACAAGAACGGUCCGCAAGGGAUGCCACUGGGGCCGGGGAAACGCAAUGGCAGCAUGCCGCACAUGUCCCGCCCUCACUCUCGGCCUGGCAGCCGACAUCAGCAUCGCGAGUUGAACCCGGCCGCACUCUCGGUGGACGACCCGGAUGCGUUUCCGACUCUGGCCGCCGGGAGUGCCAAGAAUAAGAAACACAAUAAACGCAACCCACACAAUCGAGAUAAUGGCUUCGCCAAAGAGAAUCUACCGACUUCUCUGGCUGACGUCGUGCGCAUGUCCCCGUCGCCGGCGGCCGGCAAAAAACCCUCAUCCAAACACAAGGAUGGAUCGAAGGGUCGCGAGAACAGCGCUGCUGCGCAGUCCAUUCCCGCUCCACAUAAUAUCCCCUGGCUAGAGACUGGUUCACGAGCCAACCAGCAAUACAUUAAAUAUCGUACGGAGGCCAUUCGCCACGGAACUGUAAGGAAUAAGUUCCUUCAGAGCGCUGCCCAAGCUUGGAAUCGAAACGAUGCCCGUGCAGCAAAGGCUCUGUCUCUGCGCGGUCAAGCCGAGAACGAAGCCAUGCGCAAGUGUCACCGAGAAGCGGCCCGGCAGUUGUACGAAGAGCGCAACAAGCAUCUCUUAAGCAUUGGCCUGGAGGAUUCUGCCGAAGAGCUCUACGUUGACCUGCACGGGUUGCACCCCGAAGAGGCGAUCGAAUAUCUGGAAAAGAUCCUCCUCAAACACGCCCGCGAAGGCCGCCGGGUCGUCUACGCCAUCACCGGCACCGGCCAUCAUUCCAAGAAUGGCAAAGACAAGAUUGGCAAGGCAGUGAAGGCAUGGUUGAACGAAUGGAAGUACCUCUUCCGGGAGUUCAGCGUGCCCGGCGAACGAGGUGGAUAUGUCGGGGGCAUUCUGGGAAUUGACCCCACCAGUUACGACAAAGCUCUUGCGCGGAGUCUGCAGGAGGAUGCUGACGGGGCCGCAGACGCGGAUGGUCCGAUCAACCAACAGGGUACGGGAAAGAUUCAACUCCUCAAGCGUGAAGACCUGGAAGUGAAGCAUCUGUAAACGGGGGGUCGAUACACGGGACCCGCUGCUUUUUGACUACGGUUUGUCUUUUCUUGUUUUACAAAGCGAUUAAGAUAUCCCUUUGUUUACACGUUCUCAUCUCAUACAUGGGUGGAAGGUGAUGGUAGAGUGAAAUCCUCACGAGAGUCGAGGAUGUCCACUUCCACGCGGAGGGAAUGAGAUCGAUAGACAGGACGUUGCGUUGCCCGUUUUGCUCCGAGCGUAACUCGAAAUGUUAUUUAGCGUGAUAUUUACUUUCUAUCUCUUCAUACCAUGUCAACCAUGGGAUUCGUGAUGAUCUAGGUAGUGAAGGAUAG